Schistocerca gregaria is the source of this 19166-nucleotide messenger RNA. RefSeq lists its product as uncharacterized. Gene Ontology annotation, cellular component: nucleus. The transcript has 12 exons. The coding region runs from base 2 to 9823 and encodes 3273 amino acids. The record is from RefSeq and is a predicted model, not a curated record. Lineage: Eukaryota; Metazoa; Arthropoda; Insecta; Orthoptera; Acrididae.
CAUGGCAUCCGAGAGAUGUGGACGUACCGUGUCAAGUGAGCAAUAUAAUGUAAAUACAAACAAAACUGAUGUUUAUGACAGUGCAGUUAGUGAAUCGGCCAUCACAGAAAGUGACUUGCAAAAAGAAAAAUCAGUUAAAAACGUCGAAAGAUGCGGACAAAAUAGCUGCCGGAAUUUAAGUGGGUUACUAGCCACGGCGUCAUCAGUGAAUGUUUCUGAAGAAUUGUGUAGCAGUGCGAAGGAACUAAACGACGUCAAGUUAUCGUCGCAGCAAGAAACAAGUUCUCUUCAUGGGAAGAGGAAACGGGUGCAUCACGAUUACAAGAAACUGUCGAAAUCUGGUUAUGUUGAUGAUGCAACGGGUAGGCAUUAUUCUUCGAGUACAUCGAGUGCAAGUGAAAGUGAUACAUCCCCAAAAACGAAAAGGUUAAAUACUGGUGAAACAUAUGGGCGGCCAGAAACUUCGAACAGUGACGGCAGCAGUGGAACUAGAAUACUGGAUUCUGAAAAGCGGAAAGAACACCACAAGAAACACCAUAAAAAGAGAAGACACAGGGAGAGAGACAAAGAAAGAAGUAAUGCUGAAGAUGAGAAGCCGGCCAGCUUGACCCGCAGUCUUCCGAGGCAGAUCAGCAACUACCUCCAACAAAACAUCGCCGAUGUGGAUGAUCGCAUUCGUAAUGUGGUCAGCCCAGGCUUCCGUCCCAGUGAAAUUGCUGACAAGGACUGCAACAUCGAGCAUGGGGCGUGUAUGGAGCCCCGUUGUCAGAGUACACACCCCAAGGAUCAGUCUCCCCUCAAGGUGCAGGAAGUGGACAGUACCAUAAAAGAAUUGGACUCUGUGGUCAAACAACGGACAGAUGUUGUGGCCAGGUUUUCAAGUAAAGUGAUAAGUGGUAGUGGGCUUUCUCAGGAAUUACCCAAUGCUAUGUUAUUACCUCAGGGUUUGACUGACACUUUCAGACAUCCCAGGAUGGCAGCCACUGAUGAUGAGGUGGCCAGGGCAUCAAUCAGGAACAAAGAAGAUAAUUCGGCUGUGGAAAGCUGUCAUUGUAUUACUGGUGAAAAUGUUAAGCAGCACCAGAAGACAUGUUGCAAGGGAUUUUUACACCAGGGUGUAGCUAGUGAUGAAGCUCAACAGCAGAAUGUGACCACCAGUGGUCGUUUACAAUGUGAACCAAUGAAUGAAGCAAGUUUGCACCAAAACAGGAGCAGUGAGGCUGGUCAUCAGCAAAAGGCUUACAAUGGUUGGAUCCACCAGAGCAUGAUUGAUGAUAGUGCAACACGAAGGGAGGCUACUAAUCCUGAAAAGCUUCAUGUGGAGCUGAGAGAAACUGAUGUGCUGCAUGGGGAUGUGGCUGGUACUGGCACAUCACACAAGGAGGUAAUACAUCAUGCAGUACACCAUGGAAAAGCCAGUACUGCUGGUCCAGGUGAAAGGGCAACCAACAGUGACACUUCAUGUGCUGUAGUUGUCAGUACUGGUACAUCAUACGGGCAAGCACUCAGCAAUAAGACACAACAAAAUAAAGUAGAUAAUGGUGAGAAGUCCAUCUGUGAGACAACUAAGGAGAGUACGCCUCAUCAGAAGGUAACUGAUAAUGGGAAGCUGCAUGAAGAGGUGUUCGAUGGUGGUGGGACGCAUUGUGAGCAAGCCAGCUGUGACAAUACAUGCCCGAAGAUGACAAAUGAGAGCUUGAUGCAUGUAGCUGUUGCUGUUGAGCAAGGGCUAUCUCAGAAGAAAGCCGACAAAGAUGUUUUUUGUGUGGAUAGUCAGUCACAGAAUAUAGCUAGUGAAGAGGAUGCACCAUCCAGAAGGAAUGCAGACAAGACUGUACCAGUUCAGGAUGUGGACAGCAAAGACCAGCUGAACAAGGGAGUGAAAGAAGAAGUUAAGUUUUUCCAGGAGAUGAACAGUGAGAGUCAAAUGUGUGGGGAAGCAACUGAUACAGGCCAACUGUCAUAUGAGGUGGCGAAUGUCAGGGGGGACCAUAUUCCUCAGGUGGAUGAUGAAGCUCACAUAGACUGUGUACAGCGUAAGGAAGUUGGUGAAGAAAACCCAUCAAAGAAGAUGGACAGUGUGGUAAACACAAAAAGGCAUACAGAAGAGGUAACCAGCCUGGUUGAUCAACAACAGAAGGAAGAGAGUGUAGUCCAUUCCAGACGAGAAGAAGAAAGCGAGCUUCCUCCUCAACACCAGGAAGCCAUUUCUGCUACUUCUUCACAGCAGACAGCUAAUGCAGUUCAUCCAUCGCAGCUGUCAGAUGAUGAUCUCCAUUCUCAGCUGCAAUCUGAGACUGUAAUACAUCCACCACAAGAGGCCACCAGCUCAAGUUGUUCACCGCAGCAUGCAAACAGUGAAAAUCAAUUCCCACAGUGUCCAGAUAGCCCCAGUGAUUGCUUGCAGGUGACAACCAGCACAGAUAGAUUAUCAGAGACAGCUAACUUGUCUCAUGGUCCAGUUCCGGUUAUUGCUGUUGAUCAUUCCUCACAGGAAACAAUCACUACUGGAUUCUCCCCAAGUAGGAUAGCCACAAUAGAUAGCUCAGUGCAGGAUGUGAUUAAUACAGACAGUAUUCCCAAGGAUGUAAGUGAGAGCCACAAGCAAGCUGCCACCCCAAGUGAUGUUCUCCACAAGACACCCUCCUUAAGCCAGAGCAUUAGGGACAUUUUUGACACAGAUCUCACUGCUGCAAAGUCAGUAGAUCUAGAUCGACAUACGGAGAAAGUUACUGAUACAGAGCGGUCUUCUGUGAAAGCUACACAUAAAGUAGAUAAGGAUCGUCUCAGCAAAACAGAUAAAGACCGUCAUUCCAAAACAUAUGGAGAUCGUGUGUGUCAUAGGUUAGACAGAGAACGAACUCCUCAUAAGUCAGAUACAGAACGCAUCCUCUAUAAAGUGGACGCCGAACGACAUUCUCAUAAAUCUGAAAGUGACCGCCAUUUUCAGAAAGUUGAUACAGAAAGAACUUCUUCAGUGAUUGAUAGAGGAUACCACUUUGAGAGGUCCCACCAAAGUGACCGUGUCCACUACGAUAGAGCUUCUUAUACCGAGAGACAAGUACACAGUGAACGUGCUUUCCAUGGUGAACGUUCAGGCUAUGGUGAUAGAAGUUCCCAUGAACGUGUAUCUUAUGAGAGGUCAACCUUUAGUGACCGAGUAUCUCAUACUGACCGUUCAGUACAUAAACUUGAUAAUGAUAGACUCUCACACAAAUUAGAUGUAGAGCGUACAUCUCACAGAAUAGACAAUGAACGCUUUUGCCGUAAAGCAGACACAGAAAGAACAUCACGUAAGUCAAUUCAUGACAGAAGUCCAUACAAGACAGAGACUCGCAAAGCAGAAACUGAUAGGACACCUCGGAAAACUGAUACUGAGAAAGUAACCCGAUCUUGUGAUACUGAUCGUACUUACCGAAAGUCAGACAGUGAACGACCUCAUCGCAAAUCAGAUGACGAAAGAACUGCUCGUAAACUAGACAUAGAGCGUGGCGUUCGAAGAAUAGACAGUGAAAGAAAUGUUCGUAAGUCUGAAACUGAUCGUGUGGUACGCAAACAGGAUCUUGAAAGACAAGGUCAUAAGUCUGAUUUAGAGAGAAGCAAUCGUAAAUUGGAGUCUGACCGAUCACUGCGCAAAACAGAUGUCAGCCGUUCUACUCGUAAAUCAGAGGUUGACCGUGCAACACGAAAAGCAGAGGUGAAACGAACAACACGUAAAGCAGGCACUGGUUGUAAAGCAGAGAGUGAACGUGCUGCUCGGAAGAUAGACGAAGACCGAAAUGUACGUCGAAUGGAAGAUGCACGUUCAGGAAGGAGAACAGAGGCAGAACGGGGAUCACGUAAAAGUGAGAGUAGCAGGGUGAUGGCCAAGGCAGAUAUUGACAGAAAUGUUCGCAAAUUAGAAUCUGAACAGUCUGUACACAAGUUAGAUUCUGAUAAAAGUACAAAAAAGGCAGAAGAUGGUCGUAUAAUGCGAAAGAUGGCGGACGACAGGACGGUACACGAGUCGUUUGAUGACAGAUCUAUGAAAAAAAGCCUUGAUCAUUAUUGUACAAAGAAAUGGCUUGAUAGCAUUGCAUUACCCAAGGACAGUGGAGAUGGAAGUUCAUCUAAGGAAAAUGGUGAGAAUACUCUGCAGAAGUUAAAGAACGAUUGUGCUGCACAAAUAAUAGUUUCAGAACUCUAUUCACAAAAAGGAGACAAUAGUGUGGUUGUACCUAAACAAGAAAGUAAGGAAACUGUUUUGGAUUUUAAUAUUAGGGAAAGUGGUGAUCAAGGAAGGCUUAAGAUUGAGGGUAAUUGUAAUCUGCAAAAGACAAGCUCAGAGUGUACUGAAUGGAAAGGAGAGUGUGUCUCAGUUGCAGAAAGAGCAUAUGGUGCUACUGAAAUUAUGGAUCAAAAUAAAGAUAGACUGAGACCUUUGCCUAAAUCACCAACAGAGCUGCAUUCUCGUACUUUGAAUGUUGAUGAUAAAUCUUGUAUGGCUAAGGCUCAAGAAAGUCAUAUUUCUCCCAGAGCAGCUCUUCUGUCUGGCAUACCUAAGCUACCACCAGUAAAUGCGCCAUUGGAGAUAGGAGGAUUGACUGUUCUGCCCAAGAAAGUAGGGCAAGCUCCACACAGUGUUACUCUUGGAACUGGGUUUUGCGAACUGCCUGAUGAACCCGAAGCAGGUGCUUUGCCAGCUGAAAUAGUAGAUGGUUCUGUAACUGUGAGAUCUCAAGUGUGCCCCACAUCUGCUGACUGUAGUACAAUAUCUACUUGUGCCAAUCCUGAUAUUUCCAUGAUCCAGGGGCAUGAUAAAGAUAUUGUGUCUAACAGAAUGACAAUGAAGUCUACUAAUGUGAAUAAUUUCCAGUAUGAAAGUGAUAUGAAUUGUUCAUCCGCAAAGUGUACAGUUUCUCUCAACGAUAGUGACAGCUUAAAGGAACCCACUCUAUUGGUUAAGGAAAACAGAGUCCAAGAAAAUGUUAAACAAGGUUGUUGUGAUUCACUAUCUCAUAUGAAACAUGAGACAAGUUGUACAAUUGACACAUGUAGUGUAUGUUGUAAAUGUUCUUCUACUGGAGCAACAAUUUUGCCAGAUGAACAUGAUCCCUGUGUUUUAUUUACAGAAAAUGAAAAUAAGCACCAUAAAUUUCACAAGCCAUUUACACAGCUGCCUUCACUUGAUGUGUUAGAUACCCAGCUGACGUCUAAAACUCUAAUCAGACUGCACACAAAGCCACCACACUUGGAUGAGGUGUCAGACUCCUCUUUUGCAGGAUUUCAGUCUCAGAGACUAGACAAUGAGCAGAUGUUAUUAAAACCAGAGGUGCCUCAAGUUGAUCCUUCAUCAGCUGAAGCUGAAGGUCAUGCUUGUGAUACAGAAAAUAAUUACAGUUCAACAGCAGAAUUUUGCUCCAAGUCUAUGGGUGAUUCUGUGUCUGCUGAAACUGAUGUAGACUCUUGUAUCACUGAAAUCAGUUCCUCUGAUGCUAAACCAGAAUUUAAUAUAAAUCCUGUGACAACUGAAAUGGACACCAGUUUAUCAUCUACAAAGUCUGAUGUGUGUUCUGUCCUAUCAAGGCAUGAAGAAAAUUCUGGGAAUAAUAAUGGUUUUGCAUUUGCCUCCAUCAAACAGUAUUCAGAAGCAAAAUCAUUUUCAGGUUUGGAGAAACCAAAUAACAGUUUAUGUAAGUGGGAACCAGUUACAAACAAUGCACAAGAAGAACAUGCAUCUUCUUUGUCACAUGUUAUCAAUGAAGAAUGUAAAAUUUUGGUAAAACAAUAUAAUUCUGUUUCUUCAGAAUCUGAGAAUUGUUCUGAUUUUACUCAGAAAGAUGUACUUUCUGACUCUAAUAAAAUGGAAAAACACAAAUUACAUGCUGAGAAGGAAGCAAAAUGCUGUGUAGAAAUUUCUGAAUGUGUUCAUAAUAAGUCAAUAGACGAAGAAUGCAGUUCAUCGACUGAUGGGAAGUGUAGCAGGCCCCCAGCUUUGCAAGGGUCCUACACAUCCACAGAACGCCCAGAGAAUUCUGUUAAUGAAAAUGAGAAAAUACCUAAAUCAGAAAGAGCCCCAAGUUCUCGGUCAUCUGUUACAGAAUGUAGUGAUAAAGUUUCUGGUACCAGUCCUGUAAGCUUGCAGCAUUCCAUAACAAGUGCUUCGUGGAAAUCACCUGAAGCAAAUUCUGUGAAUGCUCAGACAAAUGAAGAAGUCAAUGUGAACACUGCAAAACUUGACAGAGGCAGUUCAUAUACCCCGGGAUUUGAAAAUAGUGUAAACUUUUCAGUUGAUGGGAGGAAGACGCCUCUGACAACAGAUGAUGCUGCUGUUUCUUCAACAGAAGUUCAAGAGGAUAAUACAAAGUUACUUUCUGAAUCAAAUAACUCAGUAGUGGUAACAGAACUAUCAGACAUAACUAAAUUGAGUUCCGCUGCACAAAAUAUAGUGACAGAAGAUAUAACAAAUCCAUUGGUAAAUGAUGCUCCCAAAAAUGGAGAUGCUUAUUCAAAAAUGAAAGUUUCUAGUCCGUUGUCUUCUGCAGAGGAAAAUGGAAUUAGUUCUUCAUCUGGAGAUUUAACAAAUGUAGAAGAAGAUGCAACAGGUGAAGUGCUACCAGUUCAGGCAGUGACUGGUCCUUGUGAAGUACAUCCUGCAAAUGAAACAGAUGUUGGAACUGAAACAGUGUCAUCUCAAAUGGAUGAAUCUAUAAUACCAGAAAAAGAGAAAUUUUGUGGUUUUGAUGGUGAUGUGAAGGCAAAUGUAUUGUCUUCAGAAAGCACAGAGUCUCUUUCUUUAGCACAUGUAGACUGUGGAACUUUGUCACCAGCACAAGUAGAACGUUCCCAAACACCCACUCCAGAUACGUUACCAUCUACAACAACUCAUACUUCUUCAGUACUAGAUACAGACUGUAGCAAUUCUCCACCUAUGGUAACAGAUCCUCCUCAGUCAUAUAGCUGUAAAACCACACUAAGUCCAUCAGUUACAGAUGUUCAUGUUGCUUCUGUUGAUGAACCUACUCUCACAGAAAAAACUUUACCUGAAACAGUGGGUAUUAAGGGUACAGAUGAAAGUAAGCCAUUCAGUAAUGUGCAGUGCAGUCAUAGUAACAGUGAAGCUGUUGCUCCUAAUGUUGGCUCUGUUGUAAGUAUAAGUGUUGGCUCAGAUAGCAAACACAGACAUGAACACACUUCAGGGAAUGAACACCGGAAACACAGGCACAGUAGGAGACAUUCAUCUCGACGCUCUAGUAAGGACAGAUCAGAGCAUAAAGAAAGAUAUAGAAGAAGCAGUGGUGACACUCAUGAAAAAGGUAAUCACGUUCAUGAUUCAACACUAAAAGAUAGAUCUGACCAUUCAUCCAGUAGAGAAAAUAUAAUCAAAGAUCGCCGAAGUAGCAGCUCAUCUGAUGUAAAAAUCCGCUGUUCUGAAUGUCACAGCAGGUCAAAAGUUAAACGAGUAAAUGUUGGUGUCCAGUGUCGUAGGGACAAAUUAUCUGAUAAGAGUGAGAAGUCAGAUCAAGGAUCAUCAGAACUUCCCUCAGGUCCUAAGACUAACUUUCAAACUAAACAUUAUUCGUUACCGAGACCUCCAUCGUGUUCUCAGUGUGGUGUUGAUAAUCUGAAAUAUGGUAAAUUUAUUCGCAUUGAAACAUAUGCCAAUGGAGGUGCUACUGUUGUCCAUAUGUAUCAAGAUGAAAUUGAUUGCCUGAGCAAGUCUGAGAUGGAGGAGCUGGCCAAAGAAUAUUUUAAGGUAGUUUUUGCUGAAGAUGAGGGAGGUUUCGCGCAUCAUGUAAUGGGCAUUGUACAUGAUGCUGCAACUUAUCUUCCAGACUUGUUAGACCAUAUGGCCGAAAAUUACCCAAACUUGACUGUAAAAAAUGGUGUUCUUGGAAGAGGCUCAGAUAUUGAGACGACCACAAUGGCCCAUUACAGAGAACAGGUUUUGAAGCAUUAUGCAAGUGGAACUGUUAGGUAUGGACCUCUGCACCAGAUAAGUUUAGUUGGCACAGUUCAUGAAGAAGUUGGUGGUUUCUUCCCAGACUUCUUGGCAAAGUUGGAAGAAAAUCCAUUUCUAAGAAUGACAAUGCCAUGGGGUCCAUUAUCCGUUGUUAAAAUGGAAUCACCUCAAGAAUCAAAUGAUGGUCCAAUUCUUUGGAUUAGACCUGGAGAACAACUGGUACCAACUGCUGAAAUUGGGAAGUCACCAGCAAAGAGGAGAAGAACUGGUAUAAAUGAGCUUCGAAAUCUGCAGUACCUACCACGACUAUCAGAAGCUCGGGAGUACAUGUUUGAAGACAGGACAAAAGCACAUGCUGAUCAUGUUGGACAUGGACUUGACAGAAUGACAACAGCUGCUGUUGGUGUUUUGAAAGCUAUCCAUGGGAACCAGCCAAGUGAACACAACCGUAUUACUAAAGAUGUAGUAGCAUUUUAUGCUGGCGACUUCCCCGAACUCGUGGAAAAAUUGCAGUUGGAUCUUCAUGAACCACCUAUUUCUCAAUGUGUCCAGUGGCUAGAAGAUGCAAAACUUAAUCAACUUCGGAGAGAAGGAAUACGUUAUGCUAGAAUUCAACUUUGUGACAACGAUAUAUAUUUUCUGCCACGCAAUAUAAUACACCAGUUUCGAACUGUGUCAGCUGUUACAAGUAUUGCAUGGCAUGUGCGUUUAAAACAGUACUAUCCCAGUGCGACAAGCCGUAAAGGUAAAAAUUCUAGAGUGGGUGGAGAUCAACAUCAUUGCAAAGACAAGAACAUGGAAAAAACAUCCUGUGAAUCUCAAAAACAAGAUUCGAAGAGAGAUUACACUAGAAGUGAGAGGCACAGAAAAGAGAGGCACCAGAGUAAAGUAGAUGAACAACACUCAGAAAUAGGUGAAAGUGAUAAACACAAGAAGCAUUUGAGAGAAUAUCAUCACAGAAAACAAAAGAGGCAUGAAUCAGAUGAAGAUGGUAUCAGGGAAAAGAAAAGACCAAAACUGUCAGAGGACAAGUGUAAAUCAGAUGACACACAUUUAGAGACAAAGCUUGACUCCGUCUCUGUAGAUAAAAAAGAAAAAAGUGAUACAGAAGAUCCUGAAGAAAAGCACCUCACAACUAAAGUUAUACAAGAAUCUUGCAAGAGGAUAGUGGCUGUUGAUCAACAGUUUGAUUUCAAGAUUGAUUAUUACAAGAAAUCUGAUAACAAGAGAAGACCAGAAUACACAGAGAAGGAAAAUAAAGAAAAGCUUAGAGAUAAAGAUAAAGAUCAGAAGAGGCAUGACAAAAGAGUGAAGUUAAGUAGUGAGGAAUACAAAACAAAGAAACAACACUCUAGUGAUAAUGUAGGUGAGAGGCAUAGGAGGGAACACAGACACAAUCAGAGCCACGAAAAAGCGUGUGAAAAAACAACUAAUAACACCGAAUUGAAUACUAGUUGCAGUAAAGUUACUCGCUCCUCACAGCAUAAAAAAGAAGUUGUAUCAGAAGAUAACCCAGAUACAUCAAGUAGCACCAAACUCGAUAGUAGUGUUACUGCUGAGAUCUCUGUACAUUGUAGUCUUGACUUAGAACAUUCUUCAGACAGAAUUGUAAAUACGCCAAAGAAGAGUUGUCCCGUAAAUGAAGUUAAUUCCAAGAGUGUGUUACAGACAAGUGUUCAAAAAGAUGGUACUGAGAAUUUGCAGUGUACAGAAACUGGAGUGAGAAGUGAUAGUGGUGAUAACCAAAAAUCGUGUUCUGCUAAAAGGGAGUCUAGGUCAAAAAGUGUAUCAAGGACAAAUGUAAACAUCUUGGACCAAAUUAUGGCCAGUAUGAACUCAAAUAGUGCACCAAGGCUUAAAGAAGACAAUGACAUAGUUUAAAAGUUAGUAAAAUCCAUAUGUGCACCAGUUAGUGAAUUUUCACUGACAAAUAUAACUGCCUUCUUAGUUCACAAUUUAAAAAAAUUUGGCGGGAUAGGUGGAAUGGAUGGUGACACCUAUCAGUUUGCUGAUUGAAUUGGUGAAAUCAAGGUUGCAGCACCUGAAAAUUUGUGAGGUCAUCUUGUCAUACAAAGUUUUGAUCUGAGAAUACCUGCGUAGUAAUCAGCCCUUGCAGUACUGUAGGAAAAUUUUGUAUAGCUACUCUAUAUUUGGAAACCAGCAAUAAAUGUGCUCCUGAGCAUCAAGCACAAAUGUGAAUGGAAUUAUGCUGUGUCUGAAAUUAGAGUAAUUUUAGUAGUAACAAUGAUAAUGAUAACAACGAUGACAACAAUAGUGGUAAGAAUGUAUGAAAUAUGUUGUGGGUCCACUGCUGUAAAGUAUCAGUGACAGUCAUGUGGAAAUAUGGCUAAUUAAUGUUAAAACAGUCUGUCCUUUUAUGAAAAAUAGUUUCGUUAUAUAUAUUUAAAUUCUUUUGCCGGUAGCUCUGUUUACUUCAGUUGUAACAUUUAUAUAUUUUCCGUAGACUUACUUCUGCAUUUCAACUACAAAGAGUAGUAACUCUAUUGCUGUUCCCCCACUUAUAUUCAUUUAGCAUAAAAUUUAGUCAUAUUUCCGCAUUAACAUGCUCACUAUAUCAUUUAUGUUUGAAAAUGUUUGGUUUACUGUCAUAAAAUUUCAUAAGGUUGUGAAUAAUUCACACUUCCGUUGCUACUAAAAUCAGUAGACCAGGUACAAUAUACAGUGAUUUUGUUUUGGUUUGAGAGUGUUAUAGUUUUUAAAUAUGGUACUUUAUCAUCAGUAAAGUAUCAUAUCCAUGCUGAGUUUACUUAAAUAUUCUCUGUAAUUGUGUUUUUUGUGUAACAAAAUGCCAUCUUGUAGCUCUGCAUCAUUGAAAGAUGUAGUAAUUUGUUUCUAUUUGCCACAGUUCUCACAGAAAGGGAACCACAUUUAGAACAGAUUUGACAGUCAAUAAUGAAGGAAUUUUUGGAAUUCUUCCUUUACUUCUCUCCGUAGUUUUAAGUCCAAUCACUCCACACAGGAACAAAGUGCCUUAUAAGCUUGAGCUGCUGCUGCUGUUGCUGCUGCUCCAGCUUUGUAAUUUGUUUUUACCCCAGUCUGUGUGUUAUUGUGAUAGAAAAUUUGUUGCUUUACUUACAUACACAGGUGAAAGUUAAAUGUAGCAGUUGCCAGACAUGUUUUUGUAUGACUGAAAACUUUUUAUUUUCAUGUAAAUGUUCUCUUUGUUCUUAAUUAAUGUGAAAAAGCAAUAAUGCAUUUAAUUGUAGUUAUUUUCUUAUAUAUUUCUUUAUUUUGUAAACCACAUCAUGAAGGAAAAAGGUGCAAAUGAAAAAAGCUGUAAUAAGUCCCUGUUCCCAUUUCUUUCUGUUUUAGAGGGCAUACUGUAUCAAUGUGGCAUAAAUAUUUGCUAAUGAGACCAAACUGUACUAUUAUUGAGACAUUUACAAUUCAGUCACUGCAUUAUUUCAUGUAGCCGCGAUAUUUUAGGUAAUCACCAGGCAAUAAAAUUUAUUUGGACAUUGGGAAACAAGAGUUUUGCAGGUGGAAACUUUACUCUGACAUUUCUCUCUCCACAUUUGUGUCUCACUUCAUCCUUGACUGAUUGUGGUAUCAUUUUGGCAUUAACUUUCCUGCAGCAUUAAUUCUGUUCUCUGCUUAAUUUUGUGUUCUGAUUUUCUUGGUUUAGGUGAUCUCAUGUGUCACUGCUCCUCCUCCUUCUUCUGUUCAGUUCUUGCAAGAUUUUAUGGUUGUAACCAAUCAUUAUUAAUUUGAAGCACUUUAUUUUUCCUUGUUGUGUGUCAUGUUCAUGAAGUUGUUUUCUUAUCAUCUUUAGCUUCUCACCCACCAGAGGUACCUUUUAUGCUUGCUUUUGGUAGUUUAAUUUCUUUGCUACUUGGUAAAUGUCAUGACAUUGCAUUUUUAUAUGGUCUGAUCAACUGUAACCUGUCAAAUAAUACUUGGUUGUUGCAGUUGUCUCUGUCAAUUGCAUGAUUUGUUGGAUAGACAAACAAUGAUUUAAAUUCUUGUGCUCCUGAGUAGACAUACAAAAACUGCUUAGUGAAUAAAAUGCAUUUGUCCACCACUGAUUAUACCAGUUCUUUGAGAAAAACUUACCAUAAAAGUUUCUUUCACUGAAGUACAGAUUCACAGAAUUCAAACCAGUAGAUCAAUAUUUUAACACUACACCAUAAAUUUUCUGUCAUUGUUUUCUCAUCAUAUUGUGUAUAAAUAAACCUGGCACUGACAGUCCCUCAUAUAUGAUGUGUUUGCAUUUCAAAUAACUAAAGUUGUGACUGUACCUUUGUACCUUUAGUAAACUUUUGAAGUGUGUUCCGCUGCUGUCCCCCCCCCCCCCCCCCCCCCCCCCCUCUCCCCAUCUCUCUGCCCCCAGAUGUUACGUAUAUUGGGAGGAGAGUGGCAGAUACAAUAUUGCCCACCAUCAGUAGAGAUUUAUUCCACUUAUUGCAAAUUAUUAACUUGAUUACAUGCAUGACAUGUUUAUACCCUAGAAUGCCACGCUUACUACUGUGUGUUCUUGCUGUGAAAUGGUUCUUUUUAUUUGCAAGUUCACAUGGAAUUCAGUAUUCCAUUAGUUCUUGUCAGAGGUAUUAUACGUGUAGUAAUAACUAGCCACUAAAUACACUAUGCUGCUGAAAAUUCAAACUUAGGAAACAACAUCAAAAGUUGAGUGUGUGGGCAAGGAUGAAAGUCACUAAUGCUUUUAAUGGAAGAAUAAAUUUCAUAUAGUAUUGUAUCAUAGAGGACUGCACAAUUCACCCGUCCCAGCUAGCAAUAAAAUAAAUGAUAAUUAAUCAAGUCAUUGGUGUGAUGUUAAUUGUAUUAGUUAGGACAAAUUACAAAUCUAUGCAGCCAUUUUUAUAUCCAGAACAAUGUGUCAAAAGAUUUGCUAAUGAAUUUGAAACCACUGAGUGUAUACUUGGUGAAAAACACCAAAGAAAGUGGGGAGGAAGGUGAGGAGAUUAAUGGUCUCUUCUUAGCAAUAUUAACAGCAGGGAAGGUAUAACAAAAAAGAGGAAGUGGUGUUUCAUUUGCAGUUGAAACAUAAGCAUCAUUGAAAUAUUAGAUCAUUAUUACAUGUAUGUGGUGAUAGGUAUGCAAGCCUCGAACUUAUUGGGGGUGAGGGGACCUAAAAUAUAUACUAAAAUCUGAUGAUAUGUAAACACCUUUCUUUCUGAGCUCUGAGUUCAAUUUCAGUUGUCAUUUUACAAAAAUAAAGUAAUGAAUGGUGAUUUUGUUGCUUCUGAUACAUUUUGUUCUAUAGAACAUACAUACUUGAUUGGACAAGCAGGCAGUUGAAAAAUCCUUAUUAUGGUAUUUUAAUCUUCAGUGACUAGUAAAAAUAACAUUUAUUUUUUGUUUAUCUUUUUUAAAAUCAUAUGCUGCGUUCACAAAAAGCAUGAACUAUAAAAACUGUAUGGUGGUUGAAGUUUUGAAUGAAAUCCAGUCACGUAUCAGACAUUACAUAAGUUUAUCUUUCUUAUUUUAUUUUAAUGUUAUGCAGGCUGAGCCAUAACUGUAUCUGUUAGAUAAAUGGAAAAAAUACCUUAAUUAAUAAUUUCUUACCUUAGAUAUCUGUGCCCUGUUUCAUCCUAUUCUAUUUCAUUUUCAUUGUGUUUGUAGGGAGAGAGGAAGAGGUGAGGUAGAAACAACUUGUUCCUCUUAAUCUUUGUCAGUCUUUUACAUUCUGAAAGUACUUUUUUACAUUCUGAAAGUACUUUUAAUACAUUUACAUAAAUAAAUACUUCAAGCAUAUGGUGAAAAUAAUAUAAUUUAUAUUUGGCAGUAUUCAUUGACUGGCAUCAAUGAGAGCAUUCAUGGAUCCAGCUUCUCAAUUUUUAUGCAAAUUGCAAGAAGUGAUGAUUUUUCAGACUGUGCAACAUAAAUUUACUUCUACAUUUUGAAUGAAGGUCUCUAGCCAAAUAUUGUAAAAAUUCAAGUAGAUUGCGUGUUAAAUGUAACAUUGGUUCUUCCUACCUCUAGCUAUGUUCUAAUUGUAACUGGAAACAAUAAAAAUGAAAAAGGAACUAAUUAAACAAUAAAGAAAAAUGCUAAUAGCCACUAAUUUAAGUCAGUAUAUAUGAGGUCCAUUGACUGAUUACAGCUUUUUUUGUUUGUACGAAAUGAUUUUUCGAAAUGAUUUUUCUCAAGGUACACUUACUGGAGACAGCAACUGAUAAGCCUGUGUGCAACUAACCAUGAGUUUAGGUUAUGCACAGAAGUCUAGCAGGUAUUCAUGUGCUUUCUGAAAAGUAAGGAAUGUAGCUGCAUCACAACAGCACAUUUGUACUUAUAAGCAAUAAUCAUUUUCAAAACUUCACCCAUUUGUUAACAAUGACUUCCUCCUCUCAUUUUUCUUUGAUAUUUGCGUUUCAUUUAAAGUUUUUUUUCCCCAAAACAAAAUGCUAAAUUGGUUAAUAUGGUGCUACAGGUUUCCCCCCACAGAAAGUGUCUUUCUGUUUCACAGAACAUCGCUACAGUAUUAGCUCUCCAGCCCAGUGCCUUCAGAAUGCAAUAACACUGUGAUUAGUAAACAGCAGAUAUGUAGAAACAUUUUUGUGUGUUUGUAUGAAAUUCAGAAAUAGUGAGGUUUUUCUCAGACAUUAUGAUUAUUCAUUUGGAAUGUGUGUUUGGUGAGUGUUUGUGAUAUGAGAGUUUAGUAUAUACAUACAACAUCAGUGAUAUUUCUUUGAUGUGUAAGGAAAUAUUGGAGUGUGUGGAAGUUUUGCAGUUGUAACAUAGAAUAUUUUGGCAUAAAACUAAAUUUGAAAUGUUCCUGUCUCAGAAACUUUCUGUUUUUGCCACAUAUAAGGUUCUUAUUUAUUAUUAAUGUAGAAAUUACAAAUACAAAUAAUUGGCUUUUUUCUUGUAUGUUACUUAAUUGAUUGCGCUUUAACUAUUGUGUAAUAUCUGCAGUUCAGAAUUACAUUUAGUAAUUGUUGUUUACCAGUUUUAUAAUUUUCUGGGGGACCAAAAAGCAAUGUUCUCAUGUAUGUUUAUGACUCUCUGGCCAGAUUUCAGUUGCUUCAGGUAAUCACAAAGAAAUUUUGCAGAUUCAGUGAUCUCAUUUUCAGAGUUCUCUAAUUAAAAACUACUAGGUAAAACGGAGAGGCAGCUGUAGCCACUGUAAUAUCCCAUUUUUGAGGUGUAGGUAGGAGUCUGUUCAGAAAGUAUGUGAUGAAAUAGAUCUCUGUGCUGUCUUAGAGUAUCCAAAGAGCAGCCAAACUAAAGUGCCAAGAAAAGUUUGUGUGAAAGAAAAUGGGAUAAAAGUAAAUUUUCUUGAAGGACAUUGCUUUAAAAAUGGUUCCACAUGUACACAUCUGCAGUGAAAUAAAUAUUAUUCUCAUUGUUCAAUGUGUUUUAUGGUACCAUGUUGGUAUAAUUGGAAAGCUGCAUCUAUAUAGUACCAAAUCUACCAUUGUGAGGACAGAAUUCCAAGCUCCAAUAGGUUCUAAAAUACCUAGUGCAAUUGAAUGUAUUGCAGAGUACCUUUUUAGUUGGAGUUAUGAUUUUAGACACAUCAGUGGGCCUUUAAAUAAUUCAUCACUUUUUUAUGAAUUAUCUGAAACUGUAUAUUUGUAAAUUAUUUUCAUAGUCCUUCAGAUACAGCUCUCAGCUCAGCACUAUAAAGUUUACUACUGGGAGAACGAAAUGGCUUAUGUCAUAAGUUAUCUACCCAUACAUGCACUUAUGUUUAGAAUGGCUCAGCACUGUAAAGUUUGUUACUAUAGAACCGAAUGGCUUACUUCAUAAGUUAUCUACCCUUCCAUGCACUAAUGUUUAGAAUGAAAGUGUCUCAUAGAUCAAAGUGUCUACAUAGACCUGCCUCAUAUUAGAUAAUUACAAAUCUUCCUUUUCAUACUUAUUUGCUUAUGAUUAAAAUCCAUCUAGAUAAAGGUGAACCAUUUUGGCUUUGCAUAUCAAUGCUGUUAAGAGGCUGUGUUGGUUUAUUUUUGUAAAUUGUCGAGAUUGAAGGUGUUGAGAUGUAUUGUGAAGGACGAAGCAAGAAACAUUGUAAUUGGUGGCUGGAGGGGGGGGGGGUUACAUGUUGGGUAUAUACAUUAAUAAAUUUAUCUGGCAGUUGAUGGUUCUACAACAGAGCAGUGUUUUAAAGUCAUUAAAUUUUCUCAUGUAAGAUCCCAUUUUGUUUUCUAAAUAUGUAAUAGAGUAGGUGUUAUUACAGUAUAUUAAUUUUCUUACAUUAAAAUUGCUACAAAAAGUCAGUUUAAACACCCAAAAGACUUUACUUUAUUUUGUAGGGUUUUGCAGAUUAAAAACUGUGUUGCACAUGGUGAUGGGAACAUGGUGUGAUAAUUGACAAGCAAAGUUAUACAUUUAGAAGUACUUCAUGCAAUUAAAUUUCCAAUCAAGAAUGCUCAGCUUUUAUAAUUAACAACUGAUGACACACAAAUACCUAUGAGAACAUCAGACUAAUUCAGUAAACAUCUCAGUGAAUAUCUGGGUACUGAGCACAAAAUCAGCCUGAUGUAUAGAGGGAACAUCUGCAACAGGAACACAAGAAGUUUAUAUAAAAUUAAAAUAGAGCAAAUAAUUGAGUUGAGGAAGCAUUAUUUGUUUUGAUUUUUGAUAGUUUUGACAAACUUUGUGCACUAAAACAUGUUGUAUCCUCUGUUAAUUCUAGAAGAAGCAGAUCUAAAGGCCAACACAUUGAAUAUUUCAAUUGAAUGUGGAGUAUCGUUUGUGAAAUGCCAUGGAAAGUCUUAAUUUAUAUUCUGCUGUCCUCCCCUCCUCCACUUCACCCCACUUUCCAAAAUCUAUCUGCCAGUGUGAUUUAUAUAUGUUUUUAAUCUGGCAAUAUUUUUAUGUCCUCAUACUGUAAUUAAGGUGCUCUGGAAAAGGGUCACGGAAAAUGUAUUAAAUACCUGUGGUGUUCUGCUAAACAAGUAUCAGUUUUGGUGAUCUCUGUUUUAUGAUAUUGAAGAGGUUCCCAUUUUAGUCAUAUUUACAUUCAUGAAAAAGUCAGUAUAUAACAUAAUUCUUACUUGCACUGCAGGAAAAUAAUAUCUGUUAAUAAUUCAUAAUUUUCAUGAAUUUUUAUUUUUUCUCUUUGGUUUUAAGUAACUGGUAUUCAUUUUUCUGUAAUGGUAGUAUUUACAGAAAGACAUUAUAUCAGCAGCAUAAAUAUAUCUAUUAUAUUUUACGGCAAACGCCAGUUUCGCACAGAUUUGGUUUCUUGGUUUUGUGUACAACAGUUUAUCUGUAUUCUGGAACUCAACUGAGGAUAAUACAGAUAAUUAAUACCCUCCAUUAGUCAUAAUACAUAAUUUCACACAAUUCUUCGAAUUGACAAUGUUCUCAAAGAACAUUUGUGGUAUUGGGAACCGAUUUUAUUUUAUGCACAGCUGUACAUUGGCUUAACUUUGUAUUCAGCUGUUAUUAUCAUCAGUUGUUGCUGAAACAGUUGUCAUGUAAUGAUUUAUCUGAUUACAUAAUUAGUUCUAAUGAUGGGUGUGGUAACAAAGCUGCAAUUAUGACUGGAAAUGAUUUGCUAGUUGCAUAGAGAUCUAUGCUAUGGGGAAGUGUCAAAGGCAGAAACCUUUGUUUUUUCCCCACAAAUUUGUUUUAGACAUCUCCAGAAAGUGGUAAACCCAUUACUUUGGUAGAUAAGAUUCCUGUUCAAAAAUGCAAGGAUACCACUUAAUAUGAAUAACAAAGUGGUAUGUACCAGCAUGAUAAUUGCAAUAAUAACUGCAAAGGUUCUCAGUGUUGCAUAAUCAGUUCCCGAGCUUUUAAGAAGGAAUGUUACUUCAGGAAGACUUACGAAAGAGGAAAAUUGAAAGUAAAGCUUCACUAAGCAUGUACUUUGGCUUUGAAAUAAAAUGUGAUGGCUGUUAGGCCAUACCGCAACCAUCAUAUUGGUUUAUGUGCCAGUGUCUCCUUUCUAUCAUUCUCAGAAUUAUUGCAUCUCACUUUUCUGGGGAUGGAGAGUUAGUCUACUGAUGUCUGUUAACAUAAAUGGUGACUUCAUUUUUUUUAUUACUUUUCACAUUCAGUUUUAAAUAUGUUUGGAAUUUAAUCCUGCCAGAUAUUCGCAACCCACAACUCAUAUUCAUUCUUCUGAAACACUGGCAAGAAUGAAAUGAGAAUAUGAAUGUGUGUAAAAAUUGAGCUGGGGCUGGUUUGGAGGAUGAGGAUGAACUUGUUUCAUUGUUUCUGUAGGUACAAAAUUAAAUAGGGCUUGUACUUAAAUGAAACACCCUUACUAAAUUCUAGUGCCUCAAAACACGAGGAAAUGCAAAUCAAAACAUGCAAGCCACUAAUGUGCCUGUUAGUCGAGCAACUCUCUAACAACAGUAUACAUUUGUAUAUUUAGUUUGUCUAAAUAUCCCAGAAACAAUACUUGCUCAUUGGCUUACCAUUUGACAUUUCCAUCUUCAUACCAGUUGCAGUGUCACUGGUUGAUUGCUAGUACAAAUUAUAAAUGUAGAUUGUGUAAUUGAAGGCAAUGACAUAGAGAUCUCUUCUGCUGAUUUUGUAUAAUAAGGAGAGAUCAGUGUGUUUUACUGGAUCAUUGUGUUUAUGAAUUAACAGUUUUAUCACCUAACCCAUAAAAGUUAUUGAUAGACAAUGUUUAUUAUUUGUUACAAACAACAGCAACAUUUUCUUUUGCGGUAUUAAAUGUUACCAGCAAUUUGUAUUCAGUAUUAUUUUGUUGUGUGAUGUUGAACAUAACUUUCAUUGUAUCUCCCCAUGUUGGUGUUAACAUUAUUGGCAAUAUGUACAUAAUUUUGAAAGCCAUUGUUAGCUAUAUUAUUUGCUGCAGAGAUACUUACUUUAAAAUAUCAGACUUAAUUUUUCAUGGUUUGUAGGCUGUUGUUUUGGUUUGGUUAUUUUUAUUUUUUACAAGUAUUUAAUACAAGCACUGAGUUUGUGCUUUUGUAACUUAUAUUUGUUUCACACAGCUGUUUCUACUGAGGAGCGUAUAAUUUUGUUUUUAUUUAAUUAGUUUUAUCAGUGUGACAGUAUCCUGCAGAUAAUGUAAAUUUGAAUUUGGAACUUGUGUCUGUAAAAAUGCAAACCUAAUGUACUUUAAGUUAUUUCAUUUGAAAUGUUAAUCUAUUUAAAGCUGCAAAUUUUCUGUGACACUAUAAGAAUUUUAAAAUACUUUCAGAACAUCUGAAUCAUAACAGAAAAAGAAAGGAAAGUGUUGAGGCUGACUGGUUAUAUACUUUCUCAAGAGCAAGAAUUUGCUCAAACUGUUAUAUAAAAUAUGUUUUAUAUAUAA